UCAUUGCGCCGUUAUUAUAAUUUUAUUUUUUUCAAUUAUCCGUAUUGUGAUUGCCACUGCCAUCAUUUAGCUGUCGUUGUUUGUUUUUACUAUCGGUUCAUAUAAACAUUGACAAGUUGAAUGCGAACGCGUUCAGAUCGCAACCAAUCGUUUCCGAGGCAACAACAGAGAAAAUGCGCACUAACUUCGGUGGUAUUCAGUGGUGGAAAUGCCUUCGUGGAUGGUUGUGGUUAUCCGCCCGCGCUAGCUGUUUUGCAGUGAUGUUGUUGUUCCUGUGUCUUUUUCCAUGCAGCCUUGUUUUGUGUAAAAGUGCAAACGAUAAUAAUUAUAAUCACCUGAACUUUAACCGCAACAUCUACGAUAACUCAACGGUUACUGGUGGCAGUAGAGCAGCUAGUGAAGACAGUAGUGUAAUUCAUUCCUUUCGGUUUCGCGAUUUCGAGCCACGUACUUUGAGCGAGUACACAUGGCCUGCGACGGAAAGAAGUCCAGCAGAAGCAUCCGAGGGGAAGGUGAUGAAUAAUGAGGAAAAUUUUAGUAAACUCAAGGAAGAUGCGUCGGAAAAACGCAGGGCGCGUGGUAUACAUUUCGAAGCCGAUGGGAAAGACCUUUCCAUCAAUUUGGAGUUCAUUGUACCUCUCUUGCGGCUGCCCGUCUCACGUAGCUUGCAAUUAACCCAGUCGGCGUUUCGAAAAUUGGCCGAUUUGAACUCGGGUACCCUGCUACUAGGCGGUGGCAUUGCAGUUGUCGGUGCCUUUAUUGCGGCAGUACUGAAAACAGUUACCACACCUACAUUCUACGGAUAUGGCUAUAAAAAAGCCACGCGUGCAGCAGAUUUUAUGGAUACCUUCAAUUUUGUCAAUCAUGCUCCGCUGGACGAUGAAGGUGUUACGACAAAAACUACCAGUAAAGCGCAGGAAGUAUUAAAUGUUUUGGAACGAAAUCUGCAUGCUAACAAUAUAAAUAUAAGCGCUUGCGCACAGCGAGCAAUCUGCAAUUACGUACAGCGAUCCACAGCGGGCGUGCAUGGAGGGCGGGGAUCUCCCACUGAGCGCAUUGUCGAUGGACUCGUCAACUUGGAUCUGCUAAAAGCCUAUCUGAAUGGCACCGCACUGAAGAAUGCUAUAGAUUUGGGGCGUACGAAGGACGCGGCCACUUGCGAGGCCAUUUAUCGAAAUUGCAGAUGGUCGAAAAUGCAAAAUACAGCAUGGAAAAUAGCUACGGACGUUUUUAACCAGCUACUUUGAGAGAUGGUUUAGUUAAUUGUAUUUUACUAUUCAGAAUAAGAGGUGUGUUCCAAUAAUUAUUACAAUACUAUGUACUUUUUAAACUAUUUUUAUGUACAAAUUGUUUUUAUACUUUUAUAACUAGUAUAUGUAUGUAUAUAAGUGCCAAAAAUAAGUUUUUUAUAAAUUGAUUGCAAUACUAAAGAAAAAUUAGUGACUCGCCACCUAUUAA
Molecule: messenger RNA, 1458 nt
Organism: Anastrepha obliqua
Lineage: Eukaryota; Metazoa; Arthropoda; Insecta; Diptera; Tephritidae
Exons: 3
Coding region: 174-1247 (357 amino acids)
Source: RefSeq, a predicted model, not a curated record